AUUGAAAAAAUAUAUAUAAAAGAGUAGAAAAUGGCCCAAAGAGAGAACUUGUUCUUCAAGUCGUUGUAAAGCAUAAUUGUAGAAGGGGAACUACCGAAUUUCACAGAGGCUUUCAAAACCCAGAUCGAUUUCAAGAAGAACGACAACAACAAACAAGAUAUGGAGAGCGUAUUUGGACUUGUUGGCAAUGGAUUCGUCAUCGUGGCCGCCGACACAUCGGCGGUGCACAGUAUUUUGGUUCAUAAGUCCAACGAGGACAAGAUCAUGGUGCUCGAUUCUCACAAGCUCGUCGCAGCUAGCGGCGAACCUGGCGAUAGGGUUCAGUUCACGGAGUAUAUCCAGAAGAAUGUGGCUUUGUAUCAGUUUCGAAAUGGUAUCCCUUUAACCACUGCUGCUGCUGCUAACUUCACUCGCGGUGAACUCGCUACCGCCUUACGGAAGAAUCCAUAUUCCGUGAACGUUCUUCUGGCGGGAUAUGACAAGGAGACCGGCCCAUCCCUCUAUUACAUUGACUAUAUUGCCACCCUUCACAAGGUUGAAAAGGGAGCUUUUGGUUAUGGAUCUUACUUUUCACUCGCCAUGAUGGACAGACACUACCACAGUGGCAUGACAGAAGAAGAAGCCAUUGAUCUGGUUGACAAAUGCAUACUAGAGAUCAGGUCCAGGCUUGUUGUGGCUCCACCGAAUUUUGUUAUCAAAAUUGUAGACAAGAAUGGAGCUAGGGAGGUUGCAUGGCGCGAAUCCAUCAAGGACGGAGUUAGUGUUCCUUCAGCUUAAGAUUUAAAUGUUAUAUCAGCAGAGGCUUGCUUUUUUUUUCUGUCUUCUUAACUUUGUAUGGGUGACAAGCUGGGUGUAUUUUACCCUCGUAGGCACCCUAGUUUCAGACAUUUUGAUAGAGUAAUGUUGGGGUUAACGUCUCUUAUUCCUGAAUACAUGAACAGAUGAACACAUUUUGAACUAUUGAUUGAUUUAUGUGCUGAAGUUCAAAUGUUCUACUUAUGGAUAGAUUCUUAAUUAA
Molecule: messenger RNA, 1018 nt
Organism: Cucumis melo (muskmelon)
Lineage: Eukaryota; Viridiplantae; Streptophyta; Magnoliopsida; Cucurbitales; Cucurbitaceae
Product: proteasome subunit beta type-2-A
Exons: 3
Coding region: 160-777 (205 amino acids)
Biological process (GO): proteasomal protein catabolic process
Cellular component (GO): proteasome core complex; nucleus; cytosol
Molecular function (GO): peptidase activity
Source: RefSeq, a predicted model, not a curated record